UAAAAGGACAGAGCACGACUCUUUGCUCUCUCUCUCUCAUAUCUAUCUGAAGGUGCAGGGAAGGAUUCAUGGCGUCCCUUCUUUCUAAGAGACCCGGAAAUCUCCCGGACCAUCGCUUUCAUCUGUGUCGAACCGCUUGAUUUCUCCUUUUUCUAAUGCUUGCAGUCUGGGAGGUCGUCUCUGGGCGGAAGAAUCAGCGACCGUCUCCUUCAGAAUCGUUUUUUCCCUCUGGUGAAAACUGCGAGGGUCAAGACCGGAAUUGCUGGCGGUGAGAGAUCUAAGAAAGGGCGGCAUAUCGAGAUCGAAAUCGCAGCCAGAGAGUUUCGAAGUCAGGCGCUGCUAACGAUCUAAAUCGCUGUUCUGAAAGGAUCGCCCUUAGCCAUCAGCACAACAAUCGCCGCCAAGAGAGGCAGCAGCUGCCAUGAUUGGCAACGUGAAGCUGGGGGUGGAGGUGCUCAGCGCCACAAACCUGAUCGCCAAGGAUGGGGAGGGUACGUCGAGCGCCUUCGUCGAGCUCCACUUUGAUGGCCAGCGGCACCGCACCACCAUCAAGGAGAAGGACCUCAACCCACAGUGGAACGAGAGGUUCUCCUUCACCGUCUCCGACCCCGCCAACCUCCCCAACCUCACCCUCGACGCGUAUGUCUACCACGAUAUCAAGCCCUCCCACUCCCGCUCCCUCCUCGGCAGGGUCCGCCUCCACUCUCAUGCCUUUGUUGCCCAGCAGGAUGCCGUCACCCUCAGCUACCCGCUCGAGAAGCGGAACAUCAUAUCCCGCGCCAAAGGAGAACUCUCCCUCCGGGUUUACCUCCUUGACGACCACCUCUUCCACAACGUCCAGCCUUCCAUACCCUUCGUAACGGAGCCGGUUGUGCCGACGCCGGCCCCGGUACCGGUGGCUGAACCUGCGCCCGAAGCACCCCGGAAGGGCCAUAACCACCGAGAUACCCACCAAUUCUAUAGUCUCCCCAAUCAGCACUCUGCCCAGGAGCCUCCACCCAGGGUGGUGAUCAACCACGACGAGGCCAAACCUGUCCCACCACCGGUGAUGCGCGUAUACAACAACGGCGUUGGUGUUGGCGCCGGCGGCAUUCCUUUCGUUCAGACAAUGCCCUCCUCUUCCGGCGAGUUCUCGCUCAAGGAGACCAGCCCUCUUCUGGGAGGCGGCCAGGUGGUCGGCGGCCGGGUCAUCCGUGGGACCGAGAAGCCGAUGAGCACCUACGACCUGGUCGAGGAGAUGCGCUACCUAUUCGUCAGGGUAGUGAAGGCGCGGGAUCUGCCCGCCAUGGACGUCACGGGGAGCUGCGAUCCGUUUGUGGAGGUGAAGCUCGGCAACUACAAGGCCACGACGCGCCACUUUGAGAAGAACUCCAAGCCCGAGUGGAACGAGGUGUUUGCUUUCUCUCGGGAGCGGCUGCAGUCAUCGGUAGUGGAGGUAGUGGUGAAGGACAAGGACAUGAUCAAGGACGACUUCAUCGGGCGGCUGCGACUAGACAUCAAUGAGAUCCCCGUCCGGGUGCCCCCCGAUAGCCCUCUCGCUCCCGAGUGGUACCGGCUGGAGAAAAAGGACGGGGAGAAGCUGGACAAGGGAGAGCUGAUGCUCGCCGUCUGGAUCGGCACGCAAGCAGACGAGUCGUUCCCAGAGGCAUGGCACUCGGACGCCAUCCCCAAAAAGGACGGGUUCCACGUCUCCAACAUACGUUCUAAGGUGUACCACUCGCCCAGGCUGUGGUACCUGCGUCUGCAAAUCAUCGAAGCCCAGGAUCUGUACGUGAAGGACAAGACCCGCUACCCGGAGGUCUACGUCAAGGCCCAGCUCGGGAACCAGACCAUCAAGACCCGAUUCAUGCAGAGCCGCAACUUCAGCCCCGUCUGGAACGAGGAACACAUGUUCGUCGCGGCCGAGCCGUUCGAGGACCACCUCGUUCUCACCAUCGAGGACCGGGUCGGACCCAACAAGGACGAGACGAUCGGCAAGUGUUCCAUCCCGCUCGCCACCAUCGAGAAGCGGGCGGACGACCGCCUCUUCAAUGCCAAGUGGUACAACCUCGAGCGGCCAGGCAUUAUCGACCCCGAGGUGCUCAAGAAGGACAAGUUCGCGACCAGGCUGCACAUCCGGGUCUGCUUCGACGGUGGGUACCACGUGCUCGACGAAUCAACGCACUAUAGCAGCGAUCUCAGGCCGACGGCCAAGCAGCUGUGGAAGCAGUCCAUCGGGGUGCUGGAGCUCGGCAUCCUGAACGCCCAGACCUUGCACCCGGUGAAGACCCGAGAAGGGAAGGGCGUGUCCGACACGUUCUGCGUGGCUAAGUAUGGGCAGAAAUGGGUACGGACGCGGACCAUAAUCGACGACCCCUGCCCCAAGUGGAACGAGCAGUAUACAUGGGAGGUGUACGACGCCUGCACCGUGCUGACGGUGGGAGUGUUCGACAAUGGCCACAUCGGCGGCGAGGACAAGUCCAAUGGGCACAAGGACCUCAAGGUGGGUAAGGUAAGGAUACGGCUGUCGACGCUGGAGGCGGGGCGGGUGUACACACACUCGUACCCGCUGCUGGUUCUCCACUCUUCGGGCGUGAAGAAGAUGGGAGAGAUACACCUCGCCAUACGCUUCUCGUGCACCUCCACGCUCAACAUGAUGUGCACGUACGCGAGGCCGCUGCUCCCCAAGAUGCACUACGUGCGGCCGCUGAGCAUACACCAGGUGGACACGCUGCGGCAUCACGCCGUAAGCAUCGUCGGGGCUAGGCUGGGGAGGGCCGAGCCGCCGCUGAGGAAGGAGGUGGUCGAGUACAUGUCCGAUGUCGACUCCCACAUGUGGAGCAUGCGGCGGAGCAAGGCAAACUUUUUCCGACUCAUGGGCGUCUUCUCGGGCCUCAUGGCCGUGGCCAAGUGGUUCGGCGAGGUGUGCGCCUGGACCAACCCGGUGACCACCGUUCUGGUGCACCUCCUGUUUGUGAUUCUGGUGUGCUUCCCGGAGCUGAUAUUCCCGACGGCCUUCCUCUACAUGUUCUUGAUCGGGCUCUGGAAUUACCGGUACCGAGCGAGGCACCCGCCGCACAUGGACACGAGGUUGUCCCACGCAGAGGCAGUGCACCCAGACGAGCUGGACGAGGAGUUCGACACGUUUCCCACGAGCCGCAGCGCGGAGCUGGUGAGGAUGAGGUACGAUCGUCUGAGGAGUGUAGCGGGGAGGAUACAGACGGUGGUGGGAGACGUGGCCACGCAAGGGGAGCGGCUGCAUUCGCUGCUCAGCUGGAGAGACCCGCGGGCGACCACCAUCUUCCUAGCCUUCUGCUUCUGCGCGGCCAUGGUGCUGUACGUGACGCCAUUCCAAGUGGUUCUGGUGGCUCUGGGAUUCUACCUGAUGAGGCACCCCAGGUUCAGGUACCGCCUUCCCUCCACUCCCCUCAACUUCUUCCGGCGCCUCCCGGCUAAGACCGACAGCCUGCUCUGAACCCGCGCAAGAGAGCCUACUUGUUUUAAGAGAAGCGGCCGCGGGCGGAUCUGAAACCAUUAGUGGUCCUGUUACUGGACAUUUGACCCUUUUUUUCCUCUAUUAGGCAGCGGCAUGUAUUCAUACCACCAUAAAUGCAGGAGUCCAUCUGUUUGUCACGUAGCUGUGUUUGAGAAUAAUAAUGUGGAUUUGUUAAUCGUUGUAUUUAUGAAAAUGCUAUAAUUUGUUGUUCAAAAUCAA
Messenger RNA from Nymphaea colorata (pocket water lily), 3694 nucleotides. Its product is annotated as FT-interacting protein 7-like. Bases 422 to 3454 code for a protein of 1010 amino acids. Lineage: Eukaryota; Viridiplantae; Streptophyta; Magnoliopsida; Nymphaeales; Nymphaeaceae. The transcript has 4 exons. The record is from RefSeq and is a predicted model, not a curated record.